This is a messenger RNA of Microstroma glucosiphilum, 732 nucleotides long. RefSeq names its product trimeric LpxA-like protein. The record is from RefSeq and is a predicted model, not a curated record. The coding region runs from base 1 to 732 and encodes 243 amino acids. The transcript is spliced from 3 exons. NCBI's taxonomy places the organism in Eukaryota, Fungi, Basidiomycota, Exobasidiomycetes, Microstromatales, Microstromataceae.
AUGGACCUCACCUCCCUCAAUGGGCACAUUGUCCCCUACGACCCCGCGCAGUACCUCUACACCACCAACAGCCACAACAAGGUCUCUCGUCAGGCCAAGAUCGUCGGCUCAGCCAACAUCAUGCUUGGCGGCAAGGUCAUCAUCCACCCUCGAGCUGUUAUUCGUGGAGAUCUCGCAAGAGCCGUCAGAGUCGCUAGCUCUACCACUGCGGCGACUGCAAGCGUUUCAGGAGGGACAGGAGAGGGAAGUGGUCAGCCUGAGUCAAAGGGAGUGGAGAGAAUCGUGAUCAGUACGGGAAGAUAUUGCGUCAUUGGCGAGGGAGUGGUGCUUCGCCCUCCCUGGAGGGUCUACAAGGGCGUCUUCUCCUAUUAUCCAUCCAAGACGGGAGACUUUGUCCACAUCGGAGCCAACAGCGUCGUAGAGUCCCAGCAGCUCGGCAGCCACAUCGACAUCGGCAAGGACUGCAUAAUCGGUCGCUACGUGGUGAUAAAGGACAGUGUCCGCCUCCUAGACGGGUCCGUCGUCCCGUCCAAUGCGACGAUCCCCUCUGGCCAGAUCUGGGGUGGUAAUCCAGCCAGACCACUUGCCCAAUUACCCGAGGAUUGGGCGGAAAUGCAUCAGGAAAGGUGUAGAGAUUACUACUCUCGUUUUAGACCUAGAGCGGGGCCAACGGGGGGAGCGACAGCGGCCGCUUCGAGUGGGGCGGCGGGUUCGACGGCUAGGAGGGAGUGA